Molecule: messenger RNA, 2341 nt
Organism: Nothobranchius furzeri (turquoise killifish)
Lineage: Eukaryota; Metazoa; Chordata; Actinopteri; Cyprinodontiformes; Nothobranchiidae
Product: magnesium transporter NIPA2
Biological process (GO): magnesium ion transport
Cellular component (GO): membrane
Molecular function (GO): magnesium ion transmembrane transporter activity
Source: RefSeq, a predicted model, not a curated record
GGAAGCGAACCGUUUAGACUUCUACAUCGGUCUCUCUCUAGCUGUGAGCUCCAGUUUGUUUAUUGGAGGAAGUUUCAUCCUGAAAAAGAAAGGACUGCUGCGAUUGGCCAGCAAGGGUUCGACGCGAGCAGAAGAGCAUCUCUGAACGCACAACACGUUGAACCUUGAGGCAGAUGGUCUACAGCAGCAGAAGACCACACCAGGUGCCACUCCUGUCAGCUAAGAACUGGAAACGCAGGCUACAAUUCACACAAGCUCACCAAAAUUGGACAAUAGAGGAUUGGAAAAAUGUUGCCUGGUCUGAUGAGUCUCAAUAUCUGCUGCAACAUUCAGAUGGUAUAAAUGGUUCAGGCUGGUGGUGGUGGUGUAAUGAUGUGGAGGACAUUUUCUUGGUACACUUUGGGCCCCUUAGUACUAAUUGAUCAUCGUUGCAAUGUCACAGCCUACCCGAGUAUUGUUGCUGACCAUGUCAUCCCUUUCUGACCACAGUGUACCCAUUAUCUGACGGCUAUUUCCAGCAGGAUAAUGCGCUGUGUCAUAAAGCUCGAAUCAUCUCAGACUGGUUUAUUGAACAUGACAAUGAGUUCACUAAACCCAAAUGGCCUCCACAGUCACCAGAUCUCAAUCCAAUAGAGCACCUUUGGGAUGUGGUGGAAAGGGAAAUUCGCAUCAUGGAUGUGCAGCCGACAAAUCUGCAGCAACUGUGUGAUGCUAUCAUGUCAACAUGGACCAAAAUCUCUAAGGAAUGUUUCCAGUACCUUGCUGAAUCAAUGCCACGAAGGAUUAAGGCAGUUCUGAAGUCAAAAAUGGGUCCAACCCGGUACUAGCGAGGUGUACCCAAUAAAGUGGCCAGUCAAGGAGGAUAUGCUUAUCUGAAAGAGUGGCUGUGGUGGGGAGGACUUAUUUCAAUGGGAGCUGGAGAGGCUGCAAACUUCGCUGCAUAUGCAUUUGCACCAGCUACACUGGUUACCCCCCUCGGAGCACUGAGUGUACUUGUCAGUGCUGUGCUCUCCUCUUAUUUUCUGAACGAGCGGUUGAAUGUUCACGGGAAGAUUGGUUGUCUGCUCUGCAUCUUGGGCUCCACUGUCAUGGUGAUCCAUGCGCCGCAGGAGGAGGAGGUUUCCUCACUCAGCGCCAUGGCUGAGAAGCUCAAAGACCCAGGUUUCAUUGUCUUUGCCGUGUGCGUGGUGGGAAGCAGCCUGAUUCUAAUCUUGGCUGUGGCUCCGAGGUUUGGACAGAAGAAUGUGCUGGUCUACAUCCUGAUCUGCUCUGUGAUCGGCUCCCUCUCUGUGUCUUGUGUCAAGGGCCUGGGCAUUGGCAUUAAACAGCUGAUUGCUGGGACAGCGGUGCUGAAGGAACCUCUGUUCUGGUCCAUGGUCAUCUGCCUGAUAGUGUGCAUCAGCGUUCAGAUCAGUUACCUGAACAAAGCUCUCGACAUAUUCAACACCUCCAUCGUCACACCCAUCUACUACGUCUUCUUCACCACGUCCGUCAUGGCCUGUUCAGCCAUCCUAUUCAAGGAAUGGCUGAGUAUGACCACUGAUGGCAUAGUGGGAACCAUUAGUGGGUUCCUCACCAUCAUUUUGGGAAUAUUCCUCCUUCAUGCUUUCAAAGACAUUACAUUCAGCUGGGAUUCACUUCCUCUCUAUCUGAAAAAGAGCCCUCAAAGCUUCCUUUGGGGCCAACAGCCUUAUGUGGCUCUACCAAGCCAUGAUAUAGAAACAAAGGAUGAGACAAUGAUGCCCAGAGAAGAUGGCUCUAAAGGAGAAUGGGGACUGCACCAGAGAGCUCCUUAAGGGGGCAAAGACCCCUGAAGGGACAUGCAGCUUUGAAGUUAAAUAGCUGGCGUAAUCUGAACUUUACAACCAUCUUAUUCAAUGCACUGGAUGAGCAGUUACCUAAAGUUGAACUUAUCUAUGCUCUUGAUACUUGGUUUCAUCUUAAUUAUAGCAUCUUUUUAUGUGGUUUACUAAUAAAAACACAAAACAGAAACGUAGAGAAUAAUAGUAUUGAAGUCACUGUUAUGGGUUGUUGCACUGUUGUGUAGAUAUUUCAGUUUUGAAUCCCAAUGAAUCUAUAUAGCUAGGUUUUAGUUAAGUUUGCACUUUGUAUUCUUAAACAAAUGUAUAAAUGAAAUAGCAACUAAUGUUAAGGUGAUCUGCUCAGAACAAUUAAUUUGAGUUAUUUAUUACCUCAGUACCAUACACACUUGACACCAAAGAAUGUAAUGCCCCUGUUUAAUUACCAAAAUGUGCCAAGCAGUAAUUAUGUAACUACUUUUUGGUUUUUAUAUUGCUAAUUAAAAGAGAACAAGAGUACUUAAAUACAUUUUCUAACAAGA